This is a messenger RNA of Clonostachys rhizophaga, 870 nucleotides long. The record is from the annotation of a GenBank genome assembly. NCBI's taxonomy places the organism in Eukaryota, Fungi, Ascomycota, Sordariomycetes, Hypocreales, Bionectriaceae.
AUGGACAGCACACCAACACAGAGAAGGCAGCCGACGCCCGUCUUUCUCUUUGCUCAUGGGUCUACCAUGAUGCUUGGAGAAGACUCAGAGCCUGCAAGGAUCUGGGAGAACGUUGGCAAUGAAUGCUUACGCCGGGGCGUCAAACGUAUUGUCAUGAUGGGCGCCCACUGGGACUCUCCCUAUGACAUUGUCCGAGUCAGCAUGAAUCCGGCCGCAAAGAAAGACCCCGUCGGGAGCGUCACAGAGGCUCGCUACAUGCCAUACAAGAUGGUGGCUGACCUGCAAGGAGGCGAGCGUGUCAUCAACAUGCUGCAAGCCGCCGGAAUCAAUGCCCAGGCUGAUCAUCAUUUCGAAUGGGUGCAUGACACAUAUCUCAUUGUCAUCCGCAUGUUCCCCCACUGUCUUCCACUGCCAACGACAAUCGUGUCGAUGAAUGCUCGAUACGAUCCCCACCUACAUGCUAAGAUUGGAGCUUGUCUCCGGCCAUUGCGAUAUGAAGACACAGUCAUCAUUGGAAGCGGAGGUUCAGUUCACAAUCUCUAUCAGAACCAUUGGUACCAGAUGAUUAAGUAUCGGGAUAACUUUGCCCAACCCGUUCCUCCUGGAAAUUGGGCCCUAGAGUUCCGACAGGCAGUGGAAGAUGCUGUAACGCAAAAUAAGGGCCCGUCAUUGAGGCGGGCCGCGACAAGACUCAUGAAGCAUCCUCGAUACAAAGAAGCUCAUGGAACCGACGAUCAUUUUAUGGCCACCAUGUUUGCGGCUGGCGCAGCAGGAGACGAGGAGGACCAGGGCCCGAACACAUUCAUGGGCGAAUGCUGGGAGCUAGUGAACAUGUGUAAUAGCCAGUAUCAGCUUGGAAGUUGGGAUUAG